Messenger RNA from Guillardia theta CCMP2712, 2607 nucleotides. RefSeq lists its product as hypothetical. Lineage: Eukaryota; Cryptophyceae; Pyrenomonadales; Geminigeraceae. The record is from RefSeq and is a predicted model, not a curated record. Bases 1 to 2607 code for a protein of 868 amino acids. The transcript is spliced from 8 exons.
AUGCGAUGCUGGCCGUCGUCUGGACUUGCAGCUGUCAUCCUAACCUGCCUGCUGGGGACUUGUCAAGGGCAAACAUACCGUUUCUGCGAGAUCGAGUGGAAGACAUGCUACCGAAGCAACACAAAAGACUUCACAGGAGGCUUCUAUGAUCCUCUGUUCCCCAGCGUAUGCGAGAGAGCGAGGAGUGACCCUAGAUCGAUCGGCGUGUCGCUGCAUUGCUCGUGGGCCAUAUUGAGUGAUGAUACUACGAUCAUGUUGCAAACCGUGGCAACAGACGUACAGACCUACAACAACACGGGGGGAGCUGUGAAGGACCUGAGGCAAGGCUUGAAGGCACCGUCACAGUUGUACAAGGGAUCGCUGUCGGGCGAUGGCCCGCAGAGGUACAGAAGGAUCGGAUGGUACUACGGCCUGGGGGACGCGACGUACAUGCCAGGGCUUGAGCUUGCUCAAGGCUUCGUCUCCUGCCCAGUCUCGCCGUGCUCGGCGGGAGCAAACGACUUCUACAUUUUCCAGAUCACUCGCAUAUCCGAGCCCCAGGCACAGUCGUCGACCAACCCUUUCGAUAGACGCGUGUUUGCGCGGUACUCUUUCCAGGUGGACUUUCCGAGCGGAGGAGACUACACGGUAUAUUUCGAGGGCUGCUGCCGGCAACAAGCGGAAGGAGCCGUGGCUACCAACGGAGACUACUUGGUGCAGAAUAACCCGCUCUGGCCAUUUCAUGUGCGAGCAGCAGUGACGGUGCCGAGUACUGGCUCAGUGCCGCUGUACAAGUCAUCGAUCCGGUGGAACAUGCCCGAUGUGACAGUGUUACGAUCAGCUUCCCCGCAGACAGAGAACUCAGCCUGUGCUUCUACGAUUUGUCUGUCAAGCAGUUGCUAUCGAUCGUUUACCUUGCAAGCAUAUCAUCAAGAGGCGAGCUAUCCCAUCUAUUAUCGAUUGGGCACGAUCCGGGAGAUGGGAGCGUACAAGUGCUACUCGGGCACGGCUCCGCCGUCAGUGCUGCAGCGAUACGACAGCGCUCGGUGCACCUUGACAGAGGUACAAGCGACGUCGACGUCUUCACUGCCCGUGAGGAUCCGAGGAGAUCAGUUUGACUUCGACGUGAACAGGGAAGGGACUUUUCAGGUGACGGUGGUAGCGUACACGUACAUCUCAGGCAAGGAGAUGGGGGUGGCAGUAGACUUCUUGGUGAAGGUCUUGGCUCCGGGGACCUCGAACUGGCAUGCGCCCAAGUUUGCUUUCCCUCUCACGACCACGAAUGUCAACAGCGUGCAGAUCCAGUGCGGAGAGAAUCAGUGGAUAUUCAACAGCACUACACCCACGUUCAAGGUGUACUUCCAGAACGAUGUCAACACUAAGCCAGCAGAGUGUAUCGAGACGGGGCAGAGACUGCGGUACAUCGCUCCGUCGACAGACUUGCCGAAAGGCGUGUCGUACACUCAGCAUGUGGAAUCGAACUUGAACUACAUCGAGAUAGCGUGGAGGCCACAAUGCGAAGAUCUGUCGCAGGUGGGGCUAUUUCAGUUCUGCUUUGAAGCAGAGGACACGGUAGACGUGGGGUCAGCAGCUAGCUUCAAGGCGCUGCGAUCGAGCCCAUCAUGCUUCUUUGUAUACAGCCGUCCGCCCUUGCCAAACCCCUCUCCUUCUUUCAUCUCACCGACGAAGUACCUUGACUGCUCUGAGACUUGUUGCGAGUGUUGUGGCUUGGAGAACUGCGCCUGUACCAACAACAAAUGUUGCAACAGGGAGUUUGCAAAGGCAGGGACCCUGUAUCAGUUUCCCGUGCAUGCGCAUGACAACUACCUUCCGGAGGCCCUCAACGUGAAGUUCACAGUCGCAGGCCCCACCCUUGACAAAUAUCCGCGGGAUGUGUAUCCUCCUGUGGGGAAGAGCAAUAAGUAUUCCUGCGGGGACUCGAGCUACGACACUUGUACCUCCUCCUACACCGCCACCUCGGGGAGGAACGACGUGCUGAACGCGCUAGAGUGGGAUCUGAUGAAGAUGUAUCCUUUCAAGUGCGCAAACUCUUCGCUACAGUGCAGCGGACCAUCCGACACCUCAUGCCCCAACGCUGCGCCCUGCAUUGAGUCCAGCAGCACCAACUUCGUUGGACCCUUGAAGGUUUGCUACCAGGUGACGGAGCAGCUUCGCGUCGGGGUGGACGGCGCCCUGUGGCUGCAAACCUACGGCAUCCCCCCCAACAACGACACGUGCAAGAUCUGCUUCUCUCUCGCCAUCGCAAGCAGCCCCUUCUUUCUUGAGAGCUCUCAGUUAUUCCAGUCAAGGGUGGGCCUUUCUGACCACUGUGUCCUCAAUGCUACUUGGACCCAUAUCAUCAGUAACCUUCACCUACCUUCUGUAUCAGCAGUUCCCCGAAAUCUUUCAUUCAUCACAGGGGGGCUGGGGGCUUCAAUGGUGACGAAUGUAUGGGAAGUUUGGGUAUGCCAGUUUGGACAUGCAUGCAUUUGGGAGCUAGGAGUUGCUGUCUCUGUCGCUGACAUUUCUGGUAAACAGGCGGAGGCUGUUUGCUUCGUCUACGAUGAGAUGAGGAAGAGUUUUCUUACUUGGGGUCUGCUUUCUGAGCUUGGUCUAGCUGGUGCCUAG